AUGGAGGAGCAGCCAUCAGAUACCGUGAUGGAGGAGAGAGAGGAGCUAAUGGUUCCACCCACUGGUGGAAAACCAACUCUAAGAACAGCCUAUUUCCUCAACCCCACCGAUCAUCGGACUUUCGUCGAGAAAAACGUCCUUUCUUCAGUUUCCUGCGCUUCAAAUGUCAUGGUUCCUAUUAACUCCAAACAAAGCCCAUUACGUGUAGUCUUCGGUGGAUGGAAAUGCCGCCAACUGAGGGAGUGGAAGAACUGGGUUCAUCAGUUAAGACCUGUAUAUGAAGACACAUGGAAGAAAGCUGGAAUCUUGGAGGCUAUUUUGGCUUCAACUUACCAUACCACAAGGGAUAAUGAUCUAAUAAUUAAGCUUGCUGAGAAAUGGUGUCUUGAGACGAAUACGUUUGUCUUCUCCUGGGGUGAAGCAACCAUCACGUUGGAAGAUGUCAUGGUUUUGGGAGGUUAUCAAUCUGUCUUAGGAGAUUGUGCUCUAGGCCCUCUUGCGGGUACUGAAGCUAUGUUUAGCCAGGAGGAAAAGCUGAAAAGGGCCCAUAGUAUGAUUUCACGUUCUAUGGGUCAAUUUGCAAGGCAACGUCCUUGGAUCCGUCAUUUUAAGGGAACUGGGAAAAAACUGGAGCAUGAGGCAUUUCUUGCCUUGUGGUUGUCCAGGUACGUGUUUCCCAACUACUAUGACUUUGUAAGCAAAAAUGUCUUCCCCGUAGCUAUCAGUCUGUCUGGAGGCUUUCCCGUUGCAGUUGCUCCUUCCCUUCUUGCUAGCAUAUAUAGGGAUAUGGGCUUGCUGAAAAAAUUUUUAAUAGCUUCGGUUGAGUGUCCUGAUAGUAAAUCAAAGCUUUAUUUAUCUGCUCCACUCCAAUUAGUUCAACUCUGGGCUUGGGAAAGAUUUCCAACAUUAAGACCUAAUCCUAACCCGCUUGAAUUUGGAGAGCCAAGAUCAGCCAGAUGGCACAUGUUAAAGAAAGUGGGAGUUAAAGAUGUAAGGGAGGCUUUGGAUUCAGCAUGUGAAAGUUUCCAAUGGCGGCCAUACGCCAUAGCAGUAGAAAACUGGAACAUCCCGAAGUUUUACAAAGAAAAUGAGGAUUAUGUAACUGUUGAUUCUGGUAAGGACUUGGUGAUGGAGUCCUGGGUCAGAUGUUUGAGAAUUUCUGAGCUAGUUGGGAUGGACUGCCUAGAGCUUUAUCUUCCACAUCGAGUUGCAAUGCAAUUCGGGUUUGACCAAGAUGUUCCAGGCUUUGUCAAGAGAUCAUCAAAUUGUCAGACCCUUGAGAUCGCUUGGAGCAACUACAACAGGCCAAUUAAAGAUGUCAAGCUUCAUAUACCUGCCCGAUUGUUCGAAUCAGACGUCACAACACGGUACUUGGAGUGGUGGGAUAAGUUGAAGCUGGAUCAGGGAAAUGCUACUACAAUUACAAAUGUUGUCUUGCCAGGCUUGUCUCCCAAUCCUGAUCAUGUAGGACAGGAAGUGGAUGAUGAUGAUGAUGAUAAUAUAAUGCUUGCUGAAUUGAUGAAGAGGAAGAGGGGUCGUGCUGAUGAAGCUAUAGGAGUGUCUGGAGGUUUUGAGAUUAUGGCAGAUGCUCAGGGCUUAUCACCUGCACCUGAAAAUUGUGUCUCUGUUAAAAAUCCUGAAUCAGGGAUAAACUCUGUAACAUCAGGUGACGAGAAUGUUGGAAGGGUACUGGAGGAAUACAGGACGGAUAACUCAAACGCAAUUAUAGUAAAAGAAAGAUUGAUGAAUACUGAAGAAGAUGAAGAGGAAAGCUACAAAUCUAGUGCCGGUGAUCCACUGGAACCUAAGAUUGGUACAUUAGAUAAUGAAAGUGUUGCAGGUGGUGCGUCUCAAAGUGGAUAUGCUGAAAUCAAUGAGCAGAGUGGAGCUUUGCCAGAGAGACUAAACUGGAACACAGAGAUGGAAAAUCUUGAGUCUCGAAUUAGGAAUCUUGGGAAAAUACUUGCCUGGAUUCAAGCUGCUGAAGGUGAAGCAGGAAGGAAGUAA
Molecule: messenger RNA, 2007 nt
Organism: Coffea eugenioides
Lineage: Eukaryota; Viridiplantae; Streptophyta; Magnoliopsida; Gentianales; Rubiaceae
Exons: 1
Coding region: 1-2007 (668 amino acids)
Biological process (GO): meristem maintenance; meristem development
Source: RefSeq, a predicted model, not a curated record